Molecule: messenger RNA, 2078 nt
Organism: Arvicanthis niloticus (Nile rat)
Lineage: Eukaryota; Metazoa; Chordata; Mammalia; Rodentia; Muridae
Gene: Ivd
Product: isovaleryl-CoA dehydrogenase
Biological process (GO): L-leucine catabolic process
Cellular component (GO): mitochondrion
Molecular function (GO): 3-methylbutanoyl-CoA dehydrogenase activity; flavin adenine dinucleotide binding
Source: RefSeq, a predicted model, not a curated record
CCAAGCUCCUGGUGUACAGCAGAGAUGGCGACUGCAAUCCGGCUGCUGGGGCGGCGAGUUUCCAGUUGGAGACUGCGGCCAUCACCGUCGCCCCUCGCUGUCCUGCAGCGGGCCCACUCCAUGUUACCUGUGGACGAUGACAUCAACGGGCUAAAUGAGGAGCAGAAGCAGCUUCGUCAUACUAUAUCUAAGUUCCUUCAAGAGAACCUGGCCCCCAAGGCUCAAGAGAUUGAUCAAAGCAAUGACUUCAAGGACCUGAGAGAGUUCUGGAAACAGCUGGGGAGCCUGGGAGUACUGGGCAUCACGGCCCCUGUUCAGUAUGGCGGUUCCGGCCUGGGCUACCUAGAACACGUGCUGGUGAUGGAAGAGAUGUCCCGGGUUUCAGGAGCGGUGGGGCUCAGCUACGGUGCUCACUCCAACCUCUGCGUCAACCAGAUUGUUCGCAAUGGGAACGAGGCACAGAAAGAGAAAUACCUUCCCAAGCUCAUCAGUGGUGAGUUCAUCGGAGCCCUGGCCAUGAGUGAGCCCAAUGCUGGCUCUGAUGUUGUCUCCAUGAAGCUAAAAGCAGAAAAGAAAGGAGAUCACUACGUUCUGAAUGGCAACAAGUUCUGGAUCACCAAUGGCCCUGAUGCUGAUGUCCUGGUUGUCUAUGCCAAGACAGAUCUCACUGUGGUGCCAGCUUCUCGGGGCAUCACAGCCUUCAUUGUGGAGAAGGGUAUGCCUGGUUUUAGUACCUCCAAGAAGCUGGACAAGCUGGGUAUGAGGGGCUCCAACACCUGUGAGCUAGUCUUUGAAGACUGCAAGGUUCCUGCUGCUAACAUCCUGAGCCAAGAGAGUAAGGGUGUCUACGUAUUGAUGAGCGGGCUGGACCUAGAACGCCUGGUGCUGGCAGGUGGGCCCCUUGGGAUCAUGCAGGCUGUCCUGGACCACACCAUUCCCUACUUGCAUGUGAGGGAAGCCUUUGGCCAGAAGAUCGGCCAAUUCCAGCUGAUGCAGGGAAAGAUGGCUGACAUGUACACCCGCCUCAUGGCUUGUCGACAGUAUGUCUACAAUGUUGCCAAGGCCUGUGAUGAGGGCCACAUCACUGCCAAGGACUGUGCCGGUGUGAUUCUGUAUGCAGCCGAGUGUGCCACACAGGUAGCCCUGGACGGUAUUCAGUGUUUAGGUGGAAAUGGCUACAUCAAUGACUUCCCCAUGGGCCGCUUUCUUCGAGAUGCCAAACUGUACGAGAUCGGAGCUGGGACCAGUGAGGUGAGGCGGUUGGUCAUCGGCAGAGCUUUCAAUGCAGACUUCCGCUAGCCCCGCAGCCCAGCACCCCUGGUCCCAGCACCGAGAGGCCUUUCUUUGGAAGCAGAGACAUGGCAGCCCUCUGACCUGUCUAAGGAAGCUCUCCUGCUCAGCUGCCCUUCUCAUGCCGGCCCUCUGCCCUGUGUGAAGUUGGAUUCUCCAGCUGUACCAGCCAGUCCAUCAGGAAAGCCUAAACUGACUGCUAAAGGGACUUUGGCUUUUCUGGGGUUUGUAGGGAGGGUGACAGUGUCUGUGCCAUUACUCUCUACUUCUGAAUGUUCUAACCUCACCUUCUGGGGUAGCAUAUGACAGGUACCCAACUCCUUUUCUUGGGUAAGCCUCUGACAGGGAGCCCUUUCGGUUCAAGCAUAAUAGAGGCAUUGCCUCUUUGAAUUGUCAGAUAUUUGUGGUCUCUUUUCUUGAGGAAAAGGCAAAAAUUGUGUCCUUCUUAGCAGUUUCCCCAGGAGCUAGACAGCUCCACAAUACCUAUGUGGCAGACCCAUGAAGGGCAUAGUCCACAGUCUAGCCAAGACAACAUAGAAGAUUGGCUCCCUGGCGUACCUGAGUCUGUCUGCAUCACUCUGUCACAGGCUAGCACUGGGCCUGCUCAUGUGACCUUCUGCAGCUGCCUGGGCAGCAGGCACAGACCCUGUGGCCCAGCCUGGGUUGCCUGGCCCAUCUCCAGCCUUGCUGCCUCUGUAUAUUUCUCUAGACACCCUGCGGCUAAUUUUGUUACAACUGCACAACGUCUGCUACCAUUUUGUAUUAAACAUACUGCAAAGUAAACCCUU